AUGCUUUGUCGAUGUUUUAGGUUGUGUUCCUGUCUACCACUAGUGUCUUACUCGAUACUCUUAUAUAUUAGUAACAAUUUUUUAUUGAUGGAUUUGAACCAUUCAUCCAUGCGUGCUUUUUCAAAAGCAUGGAGAAUGUUAUCUGUAUUGCAUAAAACGCUAAAAAGAAUUUGCAAGAAAAAUCAGUUUCUUAAUUCCAUAUAUAAAUGUUUUCCCGGCGAUGGAAUUGAUACUGAGAUUUCAUAUGAAAAUGAACAGAGAAUGCUCCCUGUUGGUACUUAUGAAUGA
Brugia pahangi is the source of this 288-nucleotide messenger RNA. NCBI's taxonomy places the organism in Eukaryota, Metazoa, Nematoda, Chromadorea, Rhabditida, Onchocercidae. The record is from the annotation of a GenBank genome assembly.